AGAAAGUAGGCAGCCGAAACAUAAACAUUAUCAAGACAUGAACAAAAAGAACUGCAAUCAGCAGUUUGUGAUGGUUGGAAGCCCCGAUAAGGAAGAUACAAGACCUUUUGUUUGGAAAUGUUUGGAUGAAAUAGGAAAUCGGGUUGAAAAACUUCGAGAAGAUGCUGCAAAAUUGGAAACAGAAAGAGAAGUGCUACUGUCAAUGUUACAGGGAAUACAGGACAAAACUAGUCAUAAUAUGCCAGAGGUAGAAGUUGAGAAAGAAGAUAUUGAAGCCAUGGCAGAGAGACUUGUUUGCCGAUGUCUCACUGUGGAAAUAGGUGUAAUAACACCAAGAUCUGAAGAACAGGAAGCAGCAUUAAACAAAGUGAACAAACUACUGCAUGAAAUUGAACAUCAAUUUACCAUUAACAUUGAAAAGUCACUCCCUAGAGCCAUUUCUUACCUAAACGCCUGUCUCACAGAACCUAUGGAGGGCCACAUAGACCACAGGUUUCAAGGAAUGGUCAUUGAAUGUACAAUAGAUGAUCAGAAGAAAAUCAAAAGGCGACUGCAAAGUUUAGUGGAGAUGUAUAACAAUACAGAGGAAUCGAAUGGUUGAUAAAAUCAGAUUUAUUGUAUUGUUUUAACUUGUACUUUGAUCCUGCUGUUCUGAAAUUAGCUCAAUAGGUUACAUGCUAGUAAUUAGCAGUAACUGCAUGCAUUCUCUGUAGAUUUUUGAAAGAUUUAAAAAGUAUUAUAUGUAUCUAUAUUCUUUUUGAGUUUCUUUGCAUAUACAUGUAUCAUAUGCUGGAUUAGAUUGAUGUGCUAAAUGCUUUUUAAAGGAGAUUUGUAAAAAUAUUUGUGAAAUUUGUAAAAACACUUUUUUAAAGUAUUGAUA
Saccostrea cuccullata (small rock oyster) is the source of this 880-nucleotide messenger RNA. Its product is annotated as BAG family molecular chaperone regulator 2-like. Bases 38 to 601 code for a protein of 187 amino acids. The transcript has 2 exons. NCBI's taxonomy places the organism in Eukaryota, Metazoa, Mollusca, Bivalvia, Ostreida, Ostreidae. Gene Ontology annotation, biological process: protein stabilization. Gene Ontology annotation, molecular function: adenyl-nucleotide exchange factor activity; protein-folding chaperone binding. The record is from RefSeq and is a predicted model, not a curated record.